AUGGAGGAGGACGACAGCUCUGCUGGAUGGACUCUGAGGAGGAACACAAGCAAACAGCAGAGGAGUCAGUGUGGAGCUGGGUGGGGAAGAUGGUCUGGUUCUCCUUGUAUCAUCAGCUACGCUUACCCAUCAGACAGUGGAGUUUACUGGUGUGAGUCCAGAGAGGAUGCCAUCAGUAACAUGGUUAAUCUCACAGUCUCUGGUGGAUCAGUGAUCCUGCAGAGUCCUGUCCUCCCUGUGAUGGAGGGAGAUGACGUCACUCUGCUCUGUCAAACAAAGACCACUCCCUCCAACCUCCCAGCUGCUUUCUAUAAAGAUGGCUCCCUCAUCAGGAAGCAGCCUACAGGUCACAUGACCAUCCAGCAUGUUUCCAGGUCUGAUGAAGGCCUCUACAAGUGUGACAUCAGCGGUCAUGGAGAGUCUCCAUCCACCUCCACCCACCACCACAUGUCCUACCACCACACCUCCACCUACAACCACAGCGCCACCCACCACCUCCACACGUCCUACCACCACAGGUCCACCUACCACCACAGCUCCACCCACUACAACCACACCUACACCUACAUCCACAUCUCCUCCCGGUUCCAUCUCCGAAGCCUGAAGCAGGUCAAGAAGAAGCUGGAGAGGAUGACAUCAUCACUUACGUCGUAUACAUCCAAACAUCAGAUCAUCAACAACAGCCAAUCAGACGAUGCAGAGGUAGUCCUGUGUUUCCUUCAUGGUUUUGAGGUUGAUGUUUGA
Messenger RNA from Archocentrus centrarchus (flier cichlid), 744 nucleotides. RefSeq lists its product as uncharacterized. Gene Ontology annotation, cellular component: external side of plasma membrane. The coding region runs from base 1 to 744 and encodes 247 amino acids. The record is from RefSeq and is a predicted model, not a curated record. Gene Ontology annotation, biological process: immune response; cell surface receptor signaling pathway. Lineage: Eukaryota; Metazoa; Chordata; Actinopteri; Cichliformes; Cichlidae. The transcript has 6 exons. Gene Ontology annotation, molecular function: transmembrane signaling receptor activity.